AUGGCCGUCGAAAUGCUGCAGUAUCAGCCGCAGUAUCUGCGGGCCUUGGUUGACAUGGGUUCCAAUGGGAUCCGUUUUUCCAUCUCAUCUCUGCAGCCGCCCACCCAAAGGAUCAUGCCCACACUCUACCAGCAUCGAGUCGGAAUUUCACUGUACGAUGCUCAGUACUCUUCACAGGGAGAGCGCGUGCCAAUAGAUGACAAGACUAUCUCGGCGGUCGUCUCAUCCUACAAGCAAUUCAAGAGGACUUGUUCAGAUUUCGGUGUCUUGCCCGAGAACAUCAAGGUUUUGGCAACCGAAGCCACUCGGACUGCAGUGAACUCCGAACAGUUCAGGGGAGAGAUCAAAUCACAGGUAGGAUGGGAUGUCACCAUGCUGCCAAAGGAGGAAGAGGGCCGGGUUGGUGCCAUGGGUGUUGCAAGCUCCCUUCCAACGGUCAGCGGCCUCGUAAUGGAUCUCGGAGGCGGCAGCACCCAACUGAGCUGGCUCAUCAAGAACGACUGCCACGAGGACAUCCAUAUGCYGGAAUCUGGGGCAGUCAGUAUGCCGUACGGAGCGGCAGCAAUGUCUCGACGGCUAGUCGAAGCCGAACAAAAUGGUAGUACGACGCAGUUGAAAGAAGAGAUUAAAGCAGCGGUGAUGGCCGCAUACGCUAGUCUGAAGGUCCCUGCCGAGCUCACCGAUGCUUGCCGGCAGCAAGGAGGCUUCACUCUCUAUCUGUCGGGUGGAGGCUUCCGAGGAUGGGGAUACGUGCUGAUGAGCCAGCAUCGUGUCAAUCCUUACCCCAUCCCAGUCAUCAACGGCUUCAAAGUGAGCCGGCAGGAAUUCCUUAGCACCGACCAAGUCAAAGCCGCCGCUGCCAAUUCUCUGGAACAUGGAGAGGCACAAGACGAAUUGUUCCGCGUCUCUGAGCGCAGGGCCAGCCAAGUGCCUGCCGUCGCUUUUCUCGUUAAUGUGCUUGCAGAAGCAUUGCCACUCAUCAAAGAGGUGCGGUUUUGUCAAGGAGGUGUGAGAGAGGGAUGGCUUUUUUCCUCCCUUCCCCCCGAAAUCAAAGCGCAAUACCCAUUGAUUGUCGCCACUGAGUCUGUGGCGAAGCCGACAUCGUCAAGACCUAUCGUUGCGUUGCUACAGUCUGCGUUUCCUGACCAGUCCGGAGGAGCCGUUGACGGCCCGCUAAGCGUAUUUAUUCCAGAUUUGCUGGAGGCGUUUGGCAACUUGAUCUACUAUCACUCGAGCUAUUCCAAAGAUCUCCAAGCCACCGCUGCCAUUCGAAGCACGACAUCGGGUGUUCUUGCCGGAGUUCAUGGUGUUCUUCAUGAAUCACGUACCCUCAUUGCCUUGCUUCUUUGCGCACGUUGGGGUGGGAAUGUUCCUCCUAGCGAUGAGCAAUUCAAACGAAGUCUCGAGCAGCUGAUAGAAUCUCCUUGGACUCUCUGGUGGAUCAACUACAUCGGCGCAGUCGCAGGACUGAUUGCCAGCGUAUAUCCUGCGGGUGUAUUCCAGGACGAGCGGUUGACUCUCCGCGCCACCUGGGACCGCGAUGAAAAACAACGACCAUUGUUGGUUCUCCAUGCUCUUAUCUCAUCGGACGUGGAUGGCGAGGUCUUUGGUAUCGAGAGCAAGGCCAUUGAGAAGGUCGGAAAGCGGAAGCGGUGGAUCGGUGGCAGAGAGGGAAUCGGACACAGGGUAGAAGUCGUGAUCCAGAACAAGUGA
Molecule: messenger RNA, 1713 nt
Organism: Ramularia collo-cygni
Lineage: Eukaryota; Fungi; Ascomycota; Dothideomycetes; Mycosphaerellales; Mycosphaerellaceae
Product: related to retrograde regulation protein 2
Exons: 1
Coding region: 1-1713 (570 amino acids)
Biological process (GO): regulation of transcription by RNA polymerase II
Source: RefSeq, a predicted model, not a curated record